GCCCGCGUCCUCUCUGCCUGUUCACCACCAUUCUGUACUCGUUGACCAAAUAGCUCAUUGGAGGGGAUUGAAAGGAAGAAAGCCAUGGCCCAAGUCGAGGGGAUGCUUGCCUCGGCAAUCCUCGAGAAUACGGCCAAAAAGCUCAGAUCUGCCAUGGGAGAUGAGUCCAUGAGGCGUCUGAGCGUCGACGGCUGCCUGGAGGAAAUGCUCAAGACGCUGGAGGACAUACGGGCAUCGCUCGAGGGCGCCGAGAUCCCGUCGCCGCAAGGGGACGCCCAGAUCCCGUCGCUGGAGCCGGUGCGCGGGUGGCUGAGGCUGGUCAGAACGAAAGCCUACGCCAUCCAAGACAUGGUCGACGAUGUGCAGGAGACAAGGACACCGACUACUGCUGGAACGAUGUCCAGGAUGCUUCACUACUGCCGUGGGAAGGAGGACCAUCGCAGCGGAAACAAGAUGAAGGAGAUGCAAAAACAACUGAUGGAGUUACACAAGGAGUGGCACAAUUUCGGAUUUGUUCCAUCGGAUGUUGUCAGUGCACUCCAGAAUGAUAUUCAUGUACCAGAAACAACACUAUCUGAGGCUGAUGAACAGGGAUUUGUUGUAGGAAUUGAUCAAGAUAUAAGAUAUAUAGCAGAUAUGUGUCGGGCGGGAGACGUCGGGAAAGCGCCCUUCAUUCUCGCCAUAUUUGGGAUGGGAGGCGUAGGCAAGACAACGUUGGCAAAAUGUGUUUACAACUGUCGUGAGCUCCAAGAGGAAUAUGAUUCUCGGGCAUGGGUCAAUGUGUCAUAUGAAUAUGACAUGCAUAGAAUUGGAGAGUCUAUAAUUUCUCAACUAUCAGGAGAAGCAGAUAUCUUAAAUGGGGAUAUGGAUUACAUGACGAAGCGCCUUGGGGAGCUGUUUAAUGGUAUGAAGACACUACUUGUUCUUGACGAUCUGCAGGAGGAGGAUCCCGUUCAGUUGGAGUGCUUGAAGUGUAUGCUCAGUGGAGGCGACAAGGACAGUAAAGUGACAAUUAUAGUAACCGGACGCAGCCGACACACUGGGAUGAAAAUUGGUGCUCAUGUAUUGUUCAGUAAGGCUUGUUUGACUGAACAGGAUUCCUUUUUCUUACUGAGUUACAAAACUCUUUUCGACCAAAGAACAGACAAUAUAGAGUUGCGCAUGAUAGCACGUAUGGUUUCGUCUAAGUGUAUGGGUGUACCAUUAACAAUUCAUGCAAUUGGGUGGAUUCUACGGUACAGAGACGCUAGAGUAUGGAGAGCGGUGGAAGCCAGUCUUAUCUGGAAAGAUUAUUGUGAAGAUGGGUCGCCUUUAAGCUACAAAAGUAUGCCAGCCAAUUUGAGGUUAUGCUUUGCUUACUGUGGGAUCUUCUCCAAGGGUCAAAUUAUAGUUAAAGAUGACCUGAUUCAUCAAUGGGUCGCUCUCGGCCUCAUUCAGCCGACUGACAUAUUGUCUACCACACAGCUUGCUGAGGAAUAUAUUAGGAGGCUCUUGAGCAUGUCAUUCCUUCAAGCUACAGAUCCGAGCUACAAAGUCUAUAAAGCUAGUGGAAAGGAUGACAUCUUGUUCACUAUGAAUGAUAAGUUUCAUGACUUCGCUAUAUCAGUUAUGUAUAAUGAGUUAUUUAUUCUGGAUGAUAGCAUGCAAACACGUGAUCUGAAUGAAUAUCGCCAUGCAGUGCUCACUAAUCACGGCUUCAGGCCAAGUCAAUUGAGUUUAUUAUCCAGCAUACAGGCGCUGCAUUGUGUGUGCUGUAGCAAAAUGGAGCUCAUUGAUCAGUCGUUUUCAUUUCCAAGGCAUCUUCGUGUCUUGCGAUUGAAGGCGAGCUUCCUUCAGAAGCUACUACCAGAUUCUAUCUGUCAACUAAGGCACUUGGGGUAUCUGAAUUUAGCAGGAUGCUCUGGGCUAGUAACUUUACCAGAAUCAAUUGGGGAUCUAAUAAAUAUGUUUCAUAUCGAUUUAUCGGGCUGUGCCGGACUAGUGAAUCUGCCCCAGUCAUUUGGGGACUUAAUAAAUUUGCUGUAUCUUGAUUUAUCACGGUGCUACAGACUAAUAGAACUUCCAGAGUCAUUCAGCAAUCUAAAGAAGAUGGAGCAUCUGGACUUAUCAUUCUGGUCUUGCUUUAAAGGGAUUGUGGAAGCACUUGGUGGCCUUAUCAAUGUCAAGAGUUUGAACUUAUCAAACCCUUGUUGUCAUCUUGCUGAUCACUGGCCGCAACUCUUGGAGUUAAAAGAUGUUUGGGGCAAACUCCCCAAACUCCGGUAUUUAAAUUUAUCCAUGUUCCUAAAUCCUAUCUUUUACCAACUACCAGAAGAUGAAAGUCUCAACAAUUACCUCGAAUGUAUCAGUGGCCUUUCCAGUCUGGAGUACUUGGACCUAUCUCAUAACAUAUUUCUUGUUGAUCUACCAGAAAGUCUAGCUAAGCUCAAUAAGUUACAUACACUGGAUAUCUCGGGCUGUGCAAGAGUAGAGAGAGUAGACAAAUGGAUGUUUGAGAUGGAGUCUCUGAAGUCGAUUGUUGUAAGGAACUGCCAGGCUCUUGAAGUUUACCAGUUUGUGGUUUGCUCUUAUAGUAACUGGAGCAGCAACUUUGUACAGCUAAAUGACGUAAGUUGUAAGGAGUUGGAGAUAAGCUGCCUUGAGAAAGUGAAGUCUGUGGAGGAAGCACAGAAUGUGACACUGGUGAAGAAACAAGAGCUUGAAACAUUGAAGCUUUGUUGGUCUGUGGAUACUGAAGGACAUGUGGAACACAAUGAUUUAUUUGGGGAAUUGCAGCCGCCACCUAAUCUGCAGUGCCUUGAGCUACAUGGUUAUAAUGGCGAAACCUGCUUCCCAGCAUGGUGGACAUCGUGCAAUCUCCCUAAUCUUGUAAAGGUUAUUAUGGAGGUCCUUCCGAGGUGCUUGAGUCUGCCACCCCUCCGUUUACUACCCAGCCUGCAAGAGCUUGUUCUUAGAAAGAUGGCCAGCAUCACAAGAAUAGACGAUGCCGGCGACUUGAGUGGUGGCAACAGAGUGCCAUUCAAUAAGGUUGAACUAGAUGAUAUGGAUAGCCUGGAAAUGUUCAACACCACAUGGUACACCAAUGAACUGGUGAUUCAGAAAUGCUCCAAAUUGGUACUUGGACCACUCCCGCCUAGAGCUCAGAGGUUGGUGAUAUCAGACUGCGACCAGGUGAUGUCUUCAUGGAGGAACCAAGGUAGCAGACAUGUUGUGGAGGGCCCUUCUACCCCAGUAACUGAACUGGAGGUCCAAAGCUGCAAUGUGCCUCUAGCUGGUUGGAGUUUGCUUCACUACCUUCCUGGACUCCACAAAUUAACUAUCCACAACUGCAACAAUGUGGCUGCUAGCUCACCAGAAGUCUUUCUGGCCCUGUCCUCGCUCCAGUCACUCUGCUUCUCUGCGUGCAACAGCAUGAGCUCACUUCCACAAGAAUUGGGUUGCCUCGCCUCUCUCAAGGAACUGCAGAUCGUGUCCUGCAAACAGCUCACCUGUUUGCCGGAUAGCAUGCAACAACUCACCUCCCUCCAAUCGAUGCAUUUCACGGACUGUGAAAGCAUCACAACACUUCCAGAAUGGAUUGGAAGCCUCAUUUCUCUUCAGGAACUUGUCUUCGAAAAAUGCCAUGCUAUGGAACAGUUGCCGAAGAGCAUCAAUGGACUGAAAAAACUGAAGGGUCCGCGUAUUCUGAACUGCCCACAAUUGAAAAAAUGGUUUAAAUCAGUGGAAGGCUCAGAAAAGUUUGAUAAAAUCAGACCAAACUAUGAAUAACAUGCUACUAGGGAUCAAAAUCCGAAGGAGUAUCUCGGCUCCCUUAGGCAUUGACCGCUGAGCUCUGAAAUUGUACAAACAGAUAAAAGAAUCCAUGGAGAAAUUUCUAAGUUAAAAUAUAGUAAGAAGGUGUGUUCAUUCAGGCACAGAGACUUCCAGCAAGCAAAACAUGAUCAGAUGCAGCUUUCCUCUGGUCCUUCCAUUUUGUGUAAAGCUCUGGUGAAUCCUAAACGUUGCUGCACCUUUACCUCAAUGUAGUUCAUCACUGCCUCGCAAGGGUACACAAAUCCUCAAUUUGGUCCUGUAAAUUUGAAUUAUGUAUCACUUAUCGAUAAUUGGUGUCAUAUGAUGCAUCUCUUGUUGA
Molecule: messenger RNA, 4132 nt
Organism: Triticum aestivum (bread wheat)
Lineage: Eukaryota; Viridiplantae; Streptophyta; Magnoliopsida; Poales; Poaceae
Product: putative disease resistance protein RGA4
Exons: 4
Coding region: 85-3768 (1227 amino acids)
Molecular function (GO): ADP binding; protein binding
Source: RefSeq, a predicted model, not a curated record